Ascoidea rubescens DSM 1968 is the source of this 738-nucleotide messenger RNA. It is a transcript of the gene RRP40, whose product is annotated as exosome non-catalytic core subunit RRP40. Gene Ontology annotation, cellular component: nuclear exosome (RNase complex); cytoplasmic exosome (RNase complex). The transcript has a single exon. Bases 1 to 738 code for a protein of 245 amino acids. The record is from RefSeq and is a predicted model, not a curated record. Lineage: Eukaryota; Fungi; Ascomycota; Saccharomycetes; Ascoideales; Ascoideaceae. Gene Ontology annotation, biological process: U4 snRNA 3'-end processing; exonucleolytic trimming to generate mature 3'-end of 5.8S rRNA from tricistronic rRNA transcript (SSU-rRNA, 5.8S rRNA, LSU-rRNA); poly(A)-dependent snoRNA 3'-end processing. Gene Ontology annotation, molecular function: RNA binding.
AUGUCUGAUACUCUUUUCGAUUUAAACGCUCAGAUAGUGAUUCCUGGAGAUCUGCUACCAGAUCAUAUUCAGGACAAUGAUUCUGAGUUAGUGCUAGGCCCCGGAAUAAGUACUGAUACCUCUUCUAAUACCUUGAUACCAGUAAACCCAGGAUAUUUAAGAGUGCAGCAAAAAUCAAAAAAAAAAAAGAUAAUCUUUGUUGAUUCACCUUCAAAAAAUUAUACCCCCAACUUGAACGAUUUGGUUAUUGGUGUUGUGCUUGGUACAAUCGGAGAAUCCUAUAAAGUUUCCUUGUCUAACUUCAAACCAUACUGUUUAUUAUCUUUUUAUUCUAUUGAAAAUGCCUCCAGAAAAAAUAGGUUGAAUUUCAAAGUGGGUGAUUUAGUCUAUGCUAGAGUCUCUAAGGCAAAUGUUCACAUUGAUGUUGAACUUGAGUGUCUUAAUGAAGUGACUAAUAAAUCUGACGGUUUUGGUUUAUUAGACAAUGGUUAUGUAUUUGAUACCAGUUUGAAUUAUGCAAGACAUCUAUUUUUCAACUCAGAUAACUCGAUAUUAACGAAUCUAAGUAAUAGAUGUCGAUUUGAUAUUGCAAUUGGAAUCAAUGGCAAAAUCUGGAUCAAAACCGAUGAUCUAAUAACAACUUUAGCUGCUUCGAUUUAUAUACAAAAGGCACAAACAGUGCCCGAAGAGCAGUUAAAUUCUUUGUUAUUUAAAACUUUUAAAAAUUACGAUCUAUAA